AUGGGAGGUUUACAGAAAACCCGCGAAUGGUUCGCCAUUGCCAAUAACUUCUUGGCCCCAGUUCUCGAUCGAGAUCAAAUCAAAACGAGCCAAGGAAAUUCGUUGCUACAAAUUCUCUGUCAGACUUCAGCAGAUGAUGAUGGCCUUGCUAGUGAUGCAGCGAGACCAGCAGUUAUCGGCAAGGCCUUAGAUAUAUUAACCAAUAUCCAUCGAUCUUUCCUUUUGGAUGAGGACAAAGAUGUAUCCCAUCAAGCAUCCUCCGAGGUUUUUGAAGACUCACCAAUGGAAGACGCGAAGCGCCGUCGGAUGCUACAUGCAUUGCUAGAUCUGAUUUCCUUGGAAGGAAUAUACCCUUCGCUCUCCUCUGGUGUUGGUAUUCCACUGCAGCAACGCGUGAUAUCGGUGUUGCCAGCGGGUGUCAUUGCAAAACAGACUCAGACGGUUGCUAGCAGUGUACCCCAUGACGAGCCUCUUCUGCGUCGCAUCAUCGACGUUCUCGUCGACAUUCUCUUAGAUCCGAGACCAAGCCUCCAGCCGAUCAUCCGUGGUCGUAUCUUGAGUGAUAUUAUCAGUGGUAUUUCGGAUCUUGCUUUCAAUCCAAAUACGGUGGCAUCAUCAGAUCGGUCCGUCUAUCAAAAGGCAUUGGCCAAGGUUAUUCACGAUACACCUACCACUGUUCUACUACCCACUCUGUCCGCCUUUCUUCAGUCCGACACCACAAAAUGGUUCAAGUCGACUAUCUCCAGCCAACUCUCGCAUAUUCCACUACGACCUGGAGGAGUAGUGCAAAUUAUCAUGUUCAUUGCAUCGCAGUUUUCUCCAUCGCUAGGUCAAGAAGCGCAGGACCAAUCAAGUGGGCCUCGUUUGACUGUCCAGGCUAUCAUGCAAAUCUCACGCCUUCUGUCAUCUGUACCGUCAUACGUUGAUCCAACACUCUAUUUUGAGACGAUUGCCCCUCAACUACUGGCGUUAAUAGAUGGUGAUGACCCAGACUUCCAAAAGACUGCAUCAUAUGUCGUUGGCAAUGGAAUCUUGGGGAAACGUGCUUAUGGUGCUCCUGGAACCAUUGGUCACUCGAUCUUCGUGGAGCCGAUAUUCAAUGCACUUACCGCAGAGCUUGAUAUUGACUCAAGGCGAUGGAUGACUCGCUUUACCGACGUUGAGGGCUCUAUGCCACUGUUUGCACCCGAAAGCACUGCAUCCAAUGUCUUAGUUGAUAGUGCCACAGUGGACUUGGCCCUACACAGAUUGAGAUGUCUGGCAUUGCAGCAUCCGAAUCCGGGUCUCGUGAAACGCAUUGUAUACCCCAUUCUUCUUCCAUUAUGGGGCUUGGUUUGUUUCUCCCAGGAGGAACAACGGACCUCAUUCCAUGAGAAAGCCUUGCCCCUGCUUCAAACUUAUUUCGGCAUAUCUUUGGGGAUCCAGCCCCUGAAAAAGCUGGUUGAUAACCUUCUGUGGGAUGGAGGUACGAACUGGACGUACAAUAAAGACUCCGAGGCUGGACUUGCGUUGCACAAGCGGAGCGGAAAGCAAAACGACCAAUCAAACCUGUUGCAACUGAUCGAUUCUCUUCAAUCACGCACGGAUCUGUUUGUCAGUCUUAUUGGCUCGAAUCCUAGCAGCGAAGAAAUAAUCGGUGACAUAUUCCUGUAUGUCAGUGAGAACUGGCUGGUACAGCCCCAAGACUCUUCCCGGUCUCGCAAUACACUAAACAUUCAUGCCAUUGGUGAAAGUGACAACAUCGUCCAGAAGCUUGUCAGUGCCAAAGUCGCAGAGAAGCUCCUUGAGGAUUUCAAAGAAGCCCUUACUAGACAUCCGCUCCGGGUUCUGGAACUUAUCAAACAGGUCAUUGAUGGGGAGCUACAUAAACUCAGCGCCCAAGCAAGAGCGACGGAAGAAAGACUGAAUGGCAAGGUAUCAUUGUCAUCUUUGGCCAAUAUUGUGGACACAGAAGAUAAAGACAGGGAAGUCUUGACAAAUGACUCAUCCGAGUCGCUCUCAACCGCUUUUAGUUUGCUCUCUACACUUCUUGCAUCGGCCGAGUUCUCUACUACGGCUGAAAUCCAGCCCCUUCUUGGAUUUCUCAAAACGGACCUUGAUCGGUUAAUUCCCCUACUUCCUCCUACCCUCUCGCAACCAGCAACAACGUCGUCUAUGUUGUUGGAAAUUCACCUUGAGACACCCGAUGAAACCGCUGUCAAGACAAUCCCAACCCAUGUCUUGGAUCUUGACACGCAUCGCAAAGCACUUGCCAACCUAAACUCGGAAUUACCACCUGUGCAGGCAGAAGGUCUGUCUCUCAUUUCGAAACUCAUCAUGAACUCGUCACCCGUCAUUGAUGUGGGGGCAACGCUCUCGCUUAUGCUGUCCCUCAUCACUGACACCUCGAGCGUUGCUGCCAAUGAGGAAUACCUAUAUCUUAACGCAAUCAAGAUAGUCGGUACACUGGCUUCACGCCAUCCACGUACAGUGAUCAAAACUUUGGUUGAGGAGUAUGCAGAUAGGAAUGAACAAAGAGGACUGGACGGAAGACUCAGGAUUGGCGAAUGUCUCCUGCGAACCGUCCAAGACUUAGGAGACGCACUGGUUGGCGAGACAGCGAAGGUCCUCGGUGAGACUAUUGUUGCCGUUGCAGGCCGACGUGGAAUUAGGGCCAAAACUCAGCAAACCCGCAAAGCACAACUUGCCAUCGAAAAACGUAAAAUGGAACGCGAGAAGCGGGAGGAAAAAGAAGCUACGCUGCCUGAAGGCUGGUCUAUUUCGUCGGGUGUCACUCAAGCUGCCUCCGAGCUCGAUCUCACGGGACUGGAUUCCGACGACGAAUCCCCGGAGCAAUUAGCAUACGCCACUAAUGUUGUUGCUGCAUGGGCUGCCGGUGCCUCUGCAGAUGACGCCCCUGACGACCUUCGUAUCCGCGCAUCUGCCAUAUCUAUCCUUGGAUCAGCUAUCCAAAUCAACAUACUUGGUCUCGGGCAGGCGAUCCUUUCAUCCGCCGUCGAUCUGGCACUUGCCACUCUCACCCUCGAGAGCGAACCUGAGAGUGCCAUCCUCCGCCGCGCGAGCGCUAUUCUCAUCCUCGACAUUUUGAAAGCCCUUGAAACAGCGCGGGAGACGCGUGGUCAGGAUAUCGGAUUCGGCUUCUCGCUAUUCGACGACACAGCUUCGAGUUUUGCAACCCCACAUGGGCCCAGUGAGCAGGCACAGUCAACUAUUGGCAAUAUCCCUGCUAUGCUACGCACGCUCGACUUUGUUGAGAGCCGCGAAGCGGAUGGUCUUGCACGUGGUCACCUGCGUGCUUUGAUCGAAAGCUUGGAGGCUUGGGCGGACAAGGCGUUGAUGUGUGGUAUCGGUGCCCAAGACGGCCAGGAUUCGUUGACUCCGAGAUUUGGACUGGGUGAUAAGAUUGCCGGUCUGGACAUUAACCCCCUGCCAUUGGAGGAUACUGGACGUCCACGCAUAGAGGAGAUUGAAUAA
This is a messenger RNA of Penicillium paradoxum, 3474 nucleotides long. RefSeq names its product RTP1/Tango6 family protein. Gene Ontology annotation, biological process: protein secretion. The transcript has 3 exons. The record is from RefSeq and is a predicted model, not a curated record. Lineage: Eukaryota; Fungi; Ascomycota; Eurotiomycetes; Eurotiales; Aspergillaceae. The coding region runs from base 1 to 3474 and encodes 1157 amino acids.